UCACUCGCUCACUCCUUCACUCCUUCACUCCGCAGCUCAGAAGAAGAUCCUGUUGUCGUCAUGUGUUCUUUAUGGGACACCCUGGAGGACGAGAUGGAGUCCUGCCCCACCAACUCAGGGGGAGCAAGCAUCAAGGCCAAAAUCCGGUUUAACGCAGAGGAAGAUGCUAAGGCCCUGAAGGAAGCCAUGAAGGGAAUUGGAACCGAUGAGAAGGUCCUGGUUGAGAUUCUGACCCAGAGGACCAACGAACAGCGGCAGCUCAUCAGGGAAGCCUAUGAGAAGUCCACAGGCAAGACGUUGAUUCACGACCUGAAGAGUGAAACCAGCAAGCACAUGGAGGACGUGCUGGUCGCGCUGGUCUCCACUCCGGCAGAGUUCGACUGCCACGAAGUGAUGAGGGCCAUGAAAGGAGCUGGAUCCAAAGACUCCAUCCUGAUUGAAAUCUUUGCAUCGAGAACCAACGCAGAGAUCAAGGCUCUGAACGUCGUGUAUCUGAAAGAAACUGAGAACCUGUUGGUUCAGGACCUGAGGAAGGAAGUGUCCGGAGACUUCGGCAAAGCGGUGCUCCUCCUGAAUGAGGCGAAAAGGGAUGAGAGCAGCAGUGUUAACAAACAUAUGGCUCUAAAAGACGCUAAGGCUCUUCACGAAGCUUCGGAGAAGAAGUGGGGAACUGAUGAGUCCAAGUUCAUUGAAAUCCUGUGUGGGAGGAGCCUAAGUCAACUCAGACAGACUUGUGUCGAAUACAGGACGCUCGGCAAUAAAUCUCUGCAGGAGAGCAUCGAGUCCGAGAUGAGUGGGGAGCUGGAGGAGCUGCUGGUGGCCAUCGUGAAAUGUGUGAAGUCCAUUCCGACCUACUUCGCAGAGGGACUGCACAAGAGCAUGAAGGGUGCUGGAACCUGUGAGGAGACGCUGUGCCGCAUCAUGGUGAGCCGGUCGGAGAUCGACAUGCUGGACAUCAGAAAGAGUUUCAAGGCGUUCAAAGAUUACUCCCUGCUCUCGGCCAUCGACUCGGAUCUGUCCGGAGACUACGGCAAGUGCAUGAAGGCGAUCUGCGGAGGAGACGACUAAAUCCAGAAGAAACUUUCUGACCCUCUAAAGCUUCUGACUUAUGUUUCUUCUCUUCUGUGUGAUCAUGGAAAAAAACUUUAAGAAUAAUUUAAAACGUGAAAACAUCCAGUGAAAUGUGUGUGUGUGUUUGUGUAAUAAUGAGCUUUUGCUGAAAAUCCAAAUAAUACGACACAUUUCACUCGUCCAGUACUUAACGUUUGUAUUUAACUUUUAAACUAAUUCAUAAGGUGACUCAAAUUAUUAUCCAGUAUAUUAAUCAACUAAUGGGAAUUUAUUUGGGGCUUAUGGAUCAAGCAUUUAUUUACGAAUCAGCAAAAUUCAUAUAUAGAUAAAUUUAAAAAACAAUAUCUUUGGUGUUUUUAGUUUUAUCAGUUUACUCUUUUCUGUCAAAGUUGAUCGACUCAAGCAGUUUCAACGCGAAACAAAAUCAAAGAUUUUAAUGUUUGAAUAAAAGUUAAAACACAGAUUUUUAAGACAAAUCUAAAUUAAUUUAAACAUGUGAAUUGUAUGAAAAUAAAGAUUUCAGCUGCACAUUGAACUGAUGUGAUGAACUGAUCUGUUUGUUUCCUGCUUCCUUCUCUUCAGACUUCAAUAAAUAAUAAAUCAAA
Platichthys flesus (European flounder) is the source of this 1676-nucleotide messenger RNA. RefSeq names its product annexin A3a (gene anxa3a). Lineage: Eukaryota; Metazoa; Chordata; Actinopteri; Pleuronectiformes; Pleuronectidae. Gene Ontology annotation, cellular component: cytoplasm. Bases 61 to 1068 code for a protein of 335 amino acids. The record is from RefSeq and is a predicted model, not a curated record. The transcript is spliced from 14 exons. Gene Ontology annotation, molecular function: calcium ion binding; calcium-dependent phospholipid binding.